This is a messenger RNA of Macrobrachium nipponense, 705 nucleotides long. RefSeq lists its product as uncharacterized. The record is from RefSeq and is a predicted model, not a curated record. Bases 1 to 705 code for a protein of 234 amino acids. Lineage: Eukaryota; Metazoa; Arthropoda; Malacostraca; Decapoda; Palaemonidae. The transcript has a single exon.
AUGGUGGACAUCGCCCGCCGAUCCCGCGACACAUGGCGGCCCCGCCUGCCCAUCCCGCGACACAUGGCAGGCCCCGCCUGCCAGACCCGGGAAACGUGGCGAGCCCGCCCAUCCCGCGACACGUGGCGGCCCCGCCUGCCCAUCCCGCGACACAUGGCAGGCCCCGCCUGCCAGACCCGGGAAACGUGGCGAGCCCGCCCAUCCCGCGACACGUGGCAGGCCUCGACUGCCCGUUCCCGGAACGUGGCGGGCCUCGCCCGCCCAUCCCACAACGCUUGUGGCAGUCCUCACCCCCGCCCGUCCCAGGACAUGUGGCAGGCAUUCGCCCCCGCCCGUCCCGUGACACGUGGCGGGCCUCAUUUUGCCCAUCCCGUGAAAACGGGUUGCAGACACUCGCCCUCCCGUCCCGGGACUCGUGGCAGCCCUGCCCGCCAACACCGGAACAUGUGGCGGGCCUCGCCCGCCCGUCCAGGACACGUGGCAGGCCUCAUCCCGCCCAUCCCGGGACACGUGUCGGGCCUUGCCCACUCAUCCCCGGACGCGUGGCGGCCACCGCCCACCUGUCCCGGGACGCGUGGCGGCCACCGCCCGCCUGUCCAGGGACUCGUGGCAGGCACCACCCACCCGUCCCAGGACACAUGGAGGGCACUGCCCGCCCGUCCUGGGACUUGUGGCAGGCACGCCCGCCCGUCCCGGGACACGUGA